Raphanus sativus (radish) is the source of this 462-nucleotide messenger RNA. RefSeq lists its product as uncharacterized. Lineage: Eukaryota; Viridiplantae; Streptophyta; Magnoliopsida; Brassicales; Brassicaceae. The record is from RefSeq and is a predicted model, not a curated record. The transcript has 2 exons. Bases 1 to 462 code for a protein of 153 amino acids.
AUGUUGGAAACUUGGACGGGAAUAAAUGUUAGCAGGUACGGUAGCCAGAUUGAGACAGGAGGAGCUAACGGUUCUGUGCAAAAUGCAGGAACAAAGAACCAUUUACAGGGAAACGGUGGUCUAGAAGCAGCUUCAACGGAAAUAACUAGAAGCAGCUUCAACGGAAAUUCUGGAAUGUCUUCACUAGGCAGCAUUGGAGACAACUUGGGAGGAGCAUGUGCACGUGCACGUAAUAGCCAUCGCAGCGAGGGAGGCGGUUCAGGAUUAGAAGCAAUGAGAGGAGUUCAUGUUGGUGGUUUCAGCAGCGGAUCAAACAGCUUUGAGGCAGACAGCGAAGACUCGGCGUGGCUUUCGAUGCCUGCAAAGGCGGAGGAAAGAUUUGGAAUGGGAGCAUUUGACUUCAUGUCUAGAGGACUAGCUGGAUACAUCAACAGGCAACCAAACGGAGGAAUUGCAGCUUAG